This is a messenger RNA of Coregonus clupeaformis (lake whitefish), 3685 nucleotides long. Its product is annotated as hypermethylated in cancer 1 protein-like. Gene Ontology annotation, biological process: regulation of transcription by RNA polymerase II. Lineage: Eukaryota; Metazoa; Chordata; Actinopteri; Salmoniformes; Salmonidae. The transcript is spliced from 2 exons. The record is from RefSeq and is a predicted model, not a curated record. Bases 94 to 2436 code for a protein of 780 amino acids. Gene Ontology annotation, cellular component: nucleus. Gene Ontology annotation, molecular function: RNA polymerase II cis-regulatory region sequence-specific DNA binding; protein binding; DNA-binding transcription factor activity, RNA polymerase II-specific.
AAAGAGUGUGCGGGGCAGAGAGAAGGGGCGAACAGUGAUAGAGAACAGGAGAAAGCACGGAAGAGGUUGGUAAUAGCACGGAAUUUUGUGCGAAUGACCGUGGAAGUCUGUAUGGGGGAAUCCCGAGGUGGAGAACUCAUAAACGGCCACGACACCAGACAUGAGUCCGAGAUAUCUGCUGUUUUAGGUGGCGGUCUGACGAUGAUGCUCCAUGCCAUGGAAGUUCCAAGUCAUGCUAGGCACCUCCUCCUGCAACUCAACACCCAGCGCACCAAGGGCUUCCUGUGUGAUGUCAUCAUCGUGGUGCAGAACGCGUUGUUCCGAGCCCACAAGAAUAUUCUGGCCGCCAGCAGCCUCUACCUGAAGUCCCUGGUCGUCCAUGACAACCUCAUCAACCUAGACCACGAGAUGGUGAGUCCCGGGGUGUUCCGGGUCAUUCUAGACUACAUCUACACGGGCCGCCUGACCGAGGGAGAUCCCAGCUCCACAACAGAGCCCAACCUGGGGGCCGUGCUGGCUGCAGCUAGCUAUCUGCAGCUGCUGGACUUAGUGGCGUUGUGUAAGAAGAAGCUGAGGAGAAAUGGGAAGUACCCUGUUCGCCCCAUUCCUGCCUUUCUGCCCUAUGGGAAGAUGGGCCCCAGUAGUUUGGGUUUAGGGGGAGUGGGCAGGUAUCGGGUGUCCACCCGUGUUAUUCAGUCCUGCUAUCCAGGGGGAGUUGUGAACACCCACACGCCCCGUGCUCCACCACUAGAGGAGCUGCCGCCCCACCCCCAUGCCAGCCAUGCAGGGGAGCUGUAUGCCCCAACCUCUCAGGUUCCUCAGGUGUUCCCCUCCACACCCUCAGCCCUGCCGGCCCAGCCCAGCCUGCGCCCAGCCCACUCUGACAGGAACUGCUCCCCCAUCUAUGGCCUGGACCUCUCCAAGAAGAGCCCCAACUCCCAGUCCCAGAACACGCCCUCCCACCCCCACCUGGCUCACGCCCUGCCCCACAAUGAUGAGGAGCGGGAGGGGGUGCUGAGCGGCCGCACCAGCCCCAUGCUGGAGGCCAACGGCGGGGCCUACCCCACAGAAAAGAUGGAAACGGCUGAUCAGGCUGGGUCUCUCCCCCUUCACUCCUACACCCACCUCAACCAGCCCCUGGGGCCCCACCUGCCCCACCUCCACCGCUCCAGCUCCCAAGGUCCAGACCAUUACCCCUGCCCUCCCAGCCCCGACACCCCCACAGAGGCUGGAGAGCCCGGCAGGGAGAUGGGCAACAUCUACCGCUGGGUGAAGCAUGAGCCACUGUCAUACACAGCUGAGGAUGAAGAGGAUGAGGAGGAUGAGGAGGAAGGGGGUCAAAACGGAGAUCAAGACCACCAGCAUCACAACCACCAUCACAAGGCAGGGGAGGAGAGCGAUGAUCGCUACCGUAGGGUGGGGUGUGACGGGGAGGAUGAGAAGAGUGGGUCAGGCAGUGAGGAGACAGGCAGUAGUGAGGGUCGCCCAUCACCCACAGGGGCCAUGGGGAGGUUCCACCUGCCCUACGAGCCUGAGAGCUUUGGGGACAACCUGUACGUGUGCAUCCCCUGUGACAAGGGCUUCCCCAGCUCUGAGCAGCUCAACGCCCACGUGGAGACCCACACAGAGGAGGAGCUGUACUCUGGAGGGGAGAUGGGUAGCAGCAACAGCAACCCCAAAAACAACAGCAGCAACACCAACGGUAACGGCAGCCUGAACAGCAACAGCAGCCUGGGCAGCCUGUCCUACCUGGAGGGGAAGUCCAGCCAGAGCCUGACAUCUGGGGUCCUGGGGGAGAUCAUCAGACCCUAUCGCUGCAACUCCUGUGAGAAGUCCUACAAGGACCCGGCCACGCUGCGCCAGCACGAGAAGACCCACUGGCUGACAAGGCCCUACCCCUGCAGCAUCUGUGGCAAGAAGUUCACCCAGCGCGGCACCAUGACCCGCCACAUGCGCAGUCACCUGGGACUCAAGCCCUUUGCCUGUGACCACUGCGGCAUGCGCUUCACCCGCCAGUACCGCCUCACCGAGCACAUGCGCAUCCACUCCGGGGAGAAGCCCUACGAGUGUCAGGUGUGCGGGGGCAAGUUCGCCCAGCAGCGCAACCUCAUCAGCCACAUGAAGAUGCACAGCAGUGGUGGGACCGGAGGGGCGCUGACGGCCGACGGCAAGCUGAAGCUAGACUUUGCGGAGGGGAUCUACCCCCUGAGUAAAUACGCAGCAGAGCACCUGGGGCUGAAGCAGGAGAAGGCCUCUGAGCUGCUGGCAGAGCAUGCCAUGGAGAGCCUGUUCCCGCUGUCCAAACUGGCAGCAGAACACCUGCGCCUCAGCCACCAUGACAAGAUGGAUGUCCUGGGGGUCCAGGCCCUGCCCCCUCCCCAGGGGUCCCUCUCUGACUCCCACUCCCGUACCAUUGACCGCUACUCCCCCAGCUAAGACGGCAUUGGCUACAACAUAGUCCUGUGGGCACACAACUUAACUUACAGUAUUCUAAUGUCAUUCACCUCAACUCCAUCAGUAUCUGCACCUCAGACUAAGGCCAAUACCUGGCCUAAAGGACCCUAAUAAGUGCCUUCUUUUCCAAAGUUUGCAUUAUAUGCAUUUCAAAAACCUUCCUAGAAGAUGAACUGUGCUAUUUCUUUUCUAUUUUGACCAAGGAAUACCCACUCAAAACAGUGUAGUAUUUAUGUAUACGCAAACAAUGUUUUUUUUAUUAAACCACCGAGCCAAAAACAAAUUGAGAACCAAAAAGCAAUUGUUUUUAUUUAUUUUUUGUACGUAAUGAAAAACCAAAGAAACUGUUGCAAGAAAGUGUUGCAAUCUGACCCUAAACCUGUGUACUAAACAUACUAUUGUACUAUUACUAUUGUAAAUGUAUAUAAAAUGGAAAAAAGCACAUAUGGACAAGAUUCAGGGCUCCUGGCCAGAACUGAAAGGAACGUUGGACAAAAGAAAAAGCCAAACCUUUGGGAUUUGCAAGUGAUUGGAACACUUUUUGUUAAUUAUGUUUUUGGGGUACUGGAUUUUCCAUGUAUCUCCCAAUCCAGCUUUACCCCAUGCUCUGUUCUAGUCACGAGGGAGGGACUAACUGAAGACAGCAUUCACUCCGCCAUUUAGGUCAAGUGAUCUAUGCUUUGUUUUUCCACCGUUGUUACGUACUUCAUGAUCAUGAUGUUGUGUACAGAGAGACUCAAAUUAAGUGACAGUAAUAGUAUCUUAAUAACUCUUACACCCAGUGCCAUAAACCUUUGAACCCAUAACCUCUCUUUAUUUGUAUAUUUAAAAUAUUUUUGGGACUUGCGUCCCAGUGCCUUCAAAUUGUUAUUGAAAAGUAGCGAGCAGCACAACCCUGUGAUCUCACAACUGGGACGCAUCAUGGUGCAUACCCAAUUGAUGACACGCUAAUCCUCCGCCAUGGCUUUAACAUCCAGUGGUGUGGAGUGUAGACUAAGCAAGGGUGUUGCCUGUGACAUUGUGUAAUAUUUACAAUGGUGGGUGCAGCUGUACAACUCACCAGAGGAGAGCACCGAGAGGCCAUCCAAGUCAGUGCUGAGAGGCUAGAGUCAAUUACCACCAAUCAGUCACUAUCAAUAGCAGCAAUUCCCUCUAACACAGAUGAUUCAUCAGGACUGACAAUUGUCCCAUACUGCGGAUAAAUAGUACUAACCACUUUGAAACCUUUUGA